AUAUUCUUGAAGCUCGUUUAGACGACAUAGAUCAUUUUGUCGAUAAUUUGGACGAAAUUAUUUCAAAAAAAAAUAAUAGCUAUGAUUUGAAUGAAAAUUCAAGAUUAAAUGGUUUAGAUCUUUCAACUAUUGAUAUACAGAAUCUAUUAAUGAUUUCGAAUAAUAUCGGACUUGGAUUAUACGACGUUAUAAAUCAUAAAUUUCCAAAAGAAUGA
Molecule: messenger RNA, 215 nt
Organism: Ambispora gerdemannii
Lineage: Eukaryota; Fungi; Glomeromycota; Glomeromycetes; Archaeosporales; Ambisporaceae
Source: the annotation of a GenBank genome assembly